Setaria italica (foxtail millet) is the source of this 2562-nucleotide messenger RNA. Its product is annotated as cyclin-dependent kinase F-4. Gene Ontology annotation, biological process: protein phosphorylation; intracellular signal transduction. The transcript is spliced from 18 exons. The coding region runs from base 725 to 2140 and encodes 471 amino acids. The record is from RefSeq and is a predicted model, not a curated record. Gene Ontology annotation, molecular function: protein serine/threonine kinase activity; ATP binding. NCBI's taxonomy places the organism in Eukaryota, Viridiplantae, Streptophyta, Magnoliopsida, Poales, Poaceae. Gene Ontology annotation, cellular component: nucleus; cytoplasm.
GUUUCAUUACCGCGCUCUGCUGGAGUCAUAGCAUUUUCAGCAAGGAUAUGGAGUACACCCCUUACACAGCAAGUUCCUCUGUAUCCCACAUCUCGCUGCUCGAGGAAGUUCUUGGCUGGAGGUUUUGUCUUUACGGAGACUUCCUUGUCAUCUCUUUUGUCAACUGCACCUGAGGAUCACACUGCUUUUAGCGACUGCUUUGCCUGGUCCCAUGCUGUCAGACAUUAGGGUCGCCAAGUGAUUACAGUGCAGCUGUAGCACACUUAUUUGAGCAUGGUGGAUCUGUUUCUCAGGCAACAUUUCGGUAAUAUUUGUCUUGGCACUGAUCAGCCAGCAAAAGUUACCGUCAAGACAUCUUUGGACACUUGGAUCUAACACUUAGAGCUUUCUCGUCACAUAUAAGCUCUAGGUUCUGGUUUUCUUUGUUUCUGCUAGCUUUCUUCUACCCUAUCACCGUAAGUUUUCAGUUUGAUCAGUCCAAAGUUUGGUGUGUAUUGGUUACGUUUCAUCAGGCUUGCUUGGGAUGGCAUAACAUUAGAGCAGAGUUGUUCAAGAUUUUGUUGUCGCAAAGCAUGGGUAUUGCCUACAGAGAUUUGAGAAGAGUCUCCAGUGACUUUGAUGUUCUAACAUCCAAAGACACUGCUGUCAUACAUAUAUGAGUCUUGUUUGUGACUAUACAACUGUUCUAAAAUAAGGGCAGUUUUGUGCACCACCAGCUAAAAAAAUGGAGAGGUAUACGAUUAUCAAGGAAGUUGGUGAUGGAACAUUUGGGAGUGUUUGGCGCGCAAUCAAUAAAGAAAGUGGUGAAGUGGUUGCGAUCAAGAAAAUGAAGAAAAAAUAUUAUUCUUGGGAAGAGUGCAUAAACCUCCGUGAAGUGAAGUCCCUGCGGAGGAUGAACCAUCCAAACAUUGUGAAGCUCAAGGAAGUCAUACGAGAGAACGAUAUGCUGUUCUUUGUUUUUGAGUACAUGGAAUGCAAUCUCUAUCAGCUGAUGAAGAACAGAGGGAAGGCCUUCUCGGAGACUGAAGUCCGAAAUUGGUGCUUUCAAAUAUUUCAAGCUCUGAGUCACAUGCACCAACGUGGAUAUUUUCACCGUGACCUUAAGCCUGAAAAUUUGCUGGUUACAAAGGACCUCAUCAAGAUAGCAGAUUUUGGGCUUGCUCGUGAGAUUUCUUCUGAACCUCCGUAUACAGAAUACGUGUCGACUCGUUGGUAUCGUGCCCCUGAGGUUCUUCUUCAAGCUACUGUUUAUAAUGCAGCAGUUGACAUGUGGGCAAUGGGUGCCAUAAUUGCAGAGCUUUUUUCGUUACGACCUCUUUUUCCUGGCUCAAGUGAAGCAGAUGAACUUUACAAAAUCUGUGGCAUUCUUGGCACUCCAAAUCAGCGUACUUGGCCAGAAGGUCUGCAGCUUGCAGCAUCUAUCGGUUUUCAGUUUCCUCAGUGUGAAAGCGUUCAUCUUUCAGAAGUGAUUCCCUCAGCAAGUGAAGAUGCAAUCAACCUUAUCUCGUGGCUUUGCUCAUGGGAUCCUCGUAGAAGGCCAACAGCAGUGGAGGUUUUGCAGCAUCCCUUCUUCCAGCCAUGCUUCUAUGUCCCUCCUUCACUUCGCUUCAAAUCAACUGGAUAUGCAUCAACACCACCAUCAGUUGGGGCUAAAGGAGCUGUGGAUCAGAAGAAUGGUAGGAGAUACUCCAUGGGUACUGUACCCAAUGGGAGGCCAACAGUUAAUUACUCAUACCUGAGCAAUAACGCUCCAGUAAGAGCAGCUGGUGUGCAAAGGAAAUUGGAGUUGGAUCAUCAGCCGCAGGAGGCUAACCAUAAAGUGACAAAGGCGAACGCGAUGAAUCAGUCUUGGUCCAGAUCAGCAGCAGUAAGGAGCAACGGCAAUUACCUUGCGAAGGACCAGAGCUCCCGUGCAUCUGACCUCGCUGAGAAGCUAUCUCAGCUGUCAAUGGGCCCCAACAGGGUGUCUGGUCUGGGUCCCGAGAGGUUCACAGACCUGAAGCCUAGAACCCACGGCAGCGCCAUCAAGCGCCCCUUGCCCGUGGGAUCCAGGGCGUGGCACGGCCCGGCAGACCCCUUCCGGCGCCCAUACGAGAUGCCAGGUGAUAGAACUCUCCUUCCGAGGAAGCUCGUGAGCUGAAGCUCCAAGAAGCAGAUCUUCGACGCCACCCAAGUGUCACAACUACACUUCACCACCAUUCCCCUCACAAUAAACCGCCAAGCUCCUUUGCAGCGACGGAUGUUGCCCAAUACUAGUGUCUAUUACCAUGCUUUUUCGCGAUUUGAAUAAGAGGCGUUCCGGCUCGUGCAUCAUCCCGUCAACCCUGGAGGCUCUCCGGGGCUGGGACAUGCGAGCACGGCAGGAAGCGUCUCCAUGGGACAUUGUGUUUAUGCUUUGUGUUCUUCGCUGUAACAUUGUGCCUGUGAGUGUGACGCUGGUUCAGUUAUUCUACAUUGUGACGUUGGUUUGCUUGUUCAGUGGGGUCUUGUAUGGAUUGUGACGGACAUGUGUUUGCUUUGUUCAGUUGUGGGCUGCAUGCAUUGCAUGGCCUGUUUCUUUUC